GCAGAGAAAAACGUGCUCGAAAGAUCGAAAGGCGAAAUGCAGUCCCGUGCGCACAAAGACAAGGACAGUUCAUCUAAAACGGGUAAAAAAGAAAAAAGGAAACUGGAAGACAUGGAAACGGAGGAGACGCCCAACAAAAGACCGUCUUUUCCGCCAUUAUCCGGUGAACAAUUGAUGGAAGGGAAGAAUGAAGUAAGGAAAAUACCCGUACCUCCCAAUAGAUAUACUCCAUUGAAAGAUAAUUGGAUGAAAAUAUUUACUCCGGUUGUGGAACAUUUACAUCUUCAAAUUAGGUUUAACCUUCGUACUAGAAAUGUUGAAAUUAGGUCUUCAAAAGAAACAAAAGAAAUCAAUGCAUUGCAGAAAGCAGCUGAUUUUGUUAAAGCAUUUACUUUGGGAUUUGAAGUAGAAGAUGCUUUAGCAUUACUCAGAUUAGAUGAACUUUUUUUAGAAUCCUUUUCAGUCACGGAUGUGAAACCAUUGAAAGGUGAUCAUUUAUCUAGAGCUAUAGGAAGAAUUGCUGGAAAUGGAGGAAAAACUAAAUUUACCAUUGAGAACGUCACCAAAACAAGGAUUGUUUUAGCAGAUUGUAAAGUGCACAUAUUAGGUUCAUAUAGUAAUAUACGAAUGGCAAGAACUGCUAUAUGUAACCUCAUAUUGGGAAGUCCCCCGUCUAAAGUAUAUGGUAAUAUGAGAGCCGUGGCUGCAAGAGCAUCAGAACGAUUUUAAUCUGCUGUUGUGUAGAACAUUGAUCAAUUUUACUUCAAGCACUACACAUGAUCUGACCUCAAUGCCUUUAUGAAGAAUACGGCUCAAUAAUAAAUUCAUUUAU
Molecule: messenger RNA, 832 nt
Organism: Saccoglossus kowalevskii
Lineage: Eukaryota; Metazoa; Hemichordata; Enteropneusta; Harrimaniidae
Product: RNA-binding protein PNO1-like
Cellular component (GO): nucleus
Molecular function (GO): RNA binding
Source: RefSeq, a predicted model, not a curated record